GCAGCCGAACAGAAGCUCUCACAGGCGCAGACGCAGCAUUUGCUUCAGAUUCCCAGCAACACGUGCUCCGGAUUUCACGUGCUCAUUUUCCCGUCGCAGCAGCAUUUUUUUCUCCCAGCUCUCACCCCUUCUCUUUCCUCACCUCCUUCCCGACGCCUCGAACACCCCUCGUCUCAGCCUUUCUCAAUGCCCUCCCUUCCGCCCUCAAGCGCAGAAAAGGCGUCUCCAGCACUGGCGGCACAUAUCAUGGACUCCUCGAGCAUCGCAUCCACCAAGCACCUCUCAUUCGUCCCAGCCCUCUCACGCUCUGCCGCACAUCCAACACAGCCACCACAGCUGCCAGCGUCCACCAAUCUACUAUCCUCGUCUCUCAGAUUCCUUCCCGCGUCUCUUGGCCGCGUGUUCGCGGUGUCGGCGCUGCUCGUCGUCGCGCUCUCCACCGUGUCGCAGUACCGCGAUCUGCAGGCAGCCGGGAGCAUCAUGGCGGCAUCGUCGCCGUUCCCCGUGCUGCCGCCGCUGGAGGUCCGUCGGCUGGUGGAGGACGAAGGGUACAUUUACCUGGACGUCAGGACGGCAGAGGAGUUCGCGCAGGUGCACGUGGCGGGGUCGGACCUCAUCCCGUAUCUCAUCACCGCGCCGGACGGAUCGCAGCAGCCGAAUCCCGGCUACCUCGCCCAAGUGAAGGCCAAAUACGCCCUGGAUACGCCGCUCGUCGUGGCGUGUCGCAGCGGCAGGAGAUCGAACCUGGCAGCUCUGGAAAUGAUGGCUCAGGGAUUCACAAACCUAGUGGACCUGGCAGGCGGCAUCAUCGCAUGGGAGGCGAGCGGGCUGCCUGUAGUGAGGCAGGCCAGUAAAGCGGAUGGUGCAGCCCGCUCUCCUGUCACCAACGCAAGCAGGAUGGCUGGAUGACUUUUAUAUGUACAUAUUUAAGUUAUAUGUAUUUCAGGGUAGAAGGGCUGUGUAUUGAUACAUUAGUCCCA
This is a messenger RNA of Closterium sp. NIES-67, 980 nucleotides long. Lineage: Eukaryota; Viridiplantae; Streptophyta; Zygnematophyceae; Desmidiales; Closteriaceae. The record is from the annotation of a GenBank genome assembly.